This is a messenger RNA of Chenopodium quinoa (quinoa), 826 nucleotides long. RefSeq lists its product as uncharacterized. The record is from RefSeq and is a predicted model, not a curated record. Lineage: Eukaryota; Viridiplantae; Streptophyta; Magnoliopsida; Caryophyllales; Amaranthaceae. Bases 83 to 709 code for a protein of 208 amino acids. The transcript has 2 exons.
UUGACGCCGAGGGUUCGACUUUAGUGGUCGGCUUCGCUAAUUUCAGAAGAAACGUGCUGAUCUUCUUGUUUGUGAAUGAAACAUGGAGGUUCCGAACUACCCUCUAUAUUGCUAUUGGGGUGGAGAAAUUGUCCACAAAGAUAGCGAUAUAACGUAUAGGGGUGGGAAUCAAAAAUUUGAGUUUGUACAUUCUGCGAUGACAUAUUCACAAGUUCUGAACAAGCUAUAUGAAGAAUUGAGUGUUGAUCCUAGAGGUGUGGAGUUGAAGGUGGUUAUGCGUUAUCCUAUGGCUGGGGCAUAUGUUGCAAUUCCGUUAAAUGACGACAACGCUGUUAGAGCUAUGUGGAUUGCUGUGACUCAGAGUUCUUCUGUUGCAAUGCAAUUGUUCAUUGAACAAGUUCCAAAGGAGCCAGUUGUGCAAACUAACACUGGUUCCUUUCCGGGGAUGGAUUUUUUUGGUAGUGUGGAUCAACCGUUUUCCACUGGUGUUCAAAGUGUGGGCAUAGGGUCAUUCACAAGAAUGCUUGUUGAUCCACAUUAUGUCAAUGACCAUCUCUCACAGUUUAGGUCUCCGGCCUCAUCGCCUAAUGUUGGAACCUCGACAAGCACACAACCACAAGGCAUUCUUGAUUCUCUUGACCCAAACAAUGUUGAUGUAUUUGGCGAUGCAGAGAUGAAUGACACUGAUGAGAUGAUGAUGAAGAGGUAAUUGAAGCUCGUGAUAAGGCAAUUAAAGGAAGCGCCCCCACUUCAGACUUCAAUGAAGUGGCGCAAGUUGAUCCUCGUUUGAAUAACUCAUGGAUGUCUUUGUUAGGAAAUGAGACAU